UAGUGUAAUUGGUGUGACUACGCCCCCGAAUAAAAAUAUAUUUUUCACGUUUUGGAUAUUAAAAAGAAAUUGUAAAAUUUAAUUAGAAGAGAAACAAGAAUUCAAUACACUUAUUGAUAUUUUGUGGACAAUUGUUUAGUGUAGUGAUUUUUUGUUUUAUUUGAUAAAUUAAAAAAGAAUUGUGAAGUGAAGUUGACUAGAGUAGUACGUGGAGUGCCACCGGGUGUUCGUGCCGGUUAAUUUUUUUCUCUCGUCCCCCUUUUUUUUUUAGGUGCUCGCAAUUAUGGCUGUUUUUAUGCUCAACGUUUGUAAAUUCAAUGAUUGUGGUCUUAUAUUCAAGAAUCUUGGACGACUGAUACAACAUAUUGAAGAAAAUCAUAUUGACUAUGAUCCCCAAGUCGUGGAGCAGAAGGAGCGACAACAACCCCCGUGUGUUCCUCUCUCGUAUGUUCUGCGAUUUUUUACCGAUGCAGCUAGAAGAGAAAUAAUGAAGCCUCUUCAUAAUCGAGCCGAUACAUGUAAUAAUUCCUCAUCGGAACGAAUAAAAAAUAGCAGUCCAACAGAAAUCGAUGACGAUUUUACAAGUGAACCGGAAGAUAGUAAUGAUUCUUGGACCACAACUGAAGAUAUAUCAAAUGAUUUUACUUUAAAAUAUCCAAAGAACAAUCGUAACAUAAAUGAGAAAAUUAUUCAUAAAAAAUUCCCAUGUCCUGUGCCUGGAUGUAAAAAAAGUUACAAAAACGUGAAUGGAAUUAAAUAUCAUACAAAAAAUGGACAUAAAAAUGAUGGAAAAAUGCAACGAGGAUUCAAAUGUCCUUGUGGGAAAUAUUAUAAAACAAUUUACGGUUUAAAAAAUCAUGCAUCGGUACAUCAUGGGAAUUCAGUGAGUGAAACAUUGAAAUUUCUCGAAACCGAAAUGGAAAUUGACGGCAUUAAUCAUCAUCAUCAUCACAAUCAUUAUCAUCAAGAAAUAAAAUUAAAUGACGAGAUAAAAAAUAAUUCAGCAAUAAUGGAGGAUCAUGUUUAUGUGAAGCAAAAUCGUUCCCAUGAGAGAGAUUCAGAGACUUUAGGAAUUAUAACGCCUGCCUCAACGCCACCAUUGUCAACAGCAACAAUAACACAGCAAAAUGCAGGAAAAAUUGAAACAAUUCUUUAUGAUCGGCAAGUACGAUAUUUUGCCGAGGCAAAUUCUGAUCAUUCUUAUAAUAACUAAAAAAAAAGUAAAAAUAGAAAACAGAAAAACCUAGUCAGUUUGGUGAUGGAAUUUUCAGAGAUUAUUAUUUUUUACAAUUUAAAAAAAAAAAAAGAAUAAGCCAGAACUAAAGCAAAAAAUUGUUUUUAAAUUUAAAAAAUAGCAAAAUUGUAUAAAUUUAAUUAAUUAGAAAUAUUUGAAAAAUUAAUUUUUGAAAAAUAUUUGAAAUUUUAUUUUUAAGAAACGCAAUUUUUAGAUUUUUAAUUUUCAAAUGAAAAAUUGGAAAAUUUUAAAGUUCGAUAAGACUGAAAAAAAUAAUAUUUAAAAGUUGAAUGUAUCAACUUUUUGAGUUAAAAAGGGAAACAAAAAAAAUGCAAUAUUAAAAAAAAAGAAAAAGAAAAUGAUCCACGGUUCUGGUUUUUGUAACCUUGCCUUGAAUUUUUGUUUUUUCUUUUCUUUCUUUUUUUUUUCUUAAAGAAGCUGUUUAAUACACGGCUUGGACUGAAUUUAAUAAUAUAAAUAAUAAUAAUAAUCUUAGGCCAAAGACAAACGCUUUAAAAAUUAAAAAAAAAACAAAAAUAAAAGCAUUGGAAGCCUUUGCCAAGUACCUCAAAAAAAAAAUAAAAAUAA
Leptopilina boulardi is the source of this 1822-nucleotide messenger RNA. RefSeq names its product juxtaposed with another zinc finger protein 1. The record is from RefSeq and is a predicted model, not a curated record. The coding region runs from base 284 to 1213 and encodes 309 amino acids. Gene Ontology annotation, cellular component: nucleus. NCBI's taxonomy places the organism in Eukaryota, Metazoa, Arthropoda, Insecta, Hymenoptera, Figitidae. The transcript is spliced from 5 exons.